Molecule: messenger RNA, 1104 nt
Organism: Chaetomium globosum CBS 148.51
Lineage: Eukaryota; Fungi; Ascomycota; Sordariomycetes; Sordariales; Chaetomiaceae
Exons: 5
Coding region: 1-1104 (367 amino acids)
Biological process (GO): cytoplasmic translation
Cellular component (GO): cytoplasm
Molecular function (GO): GTPase activity; GTP binding
Source: RefSeq, a predicted model, not a curated record
AUGGUGAACAUCACGGAAAAGAUCAAGGAGAUUGAGGAGGAGAUGAGAAAGACCCAGAAAUAUCAUCUGGGUCUCCUAAAGGGAAAGCUUGCGCGGCUUCGCGCCCAGCUGCUCGAACCAGGGCCGGGAGCAGGUGGUGGCGGAGGUGCUGGUUUCGAUGUGAGCAAGAGCGGUGAUGCCCGGAUAGCGCUGGUCGGCUUUCCUUCGGUGGGCAAAUCAACGUUUCUUUCAAAGGUCACCAAGACAAAGUCCGAGGUUGCCUCAUACGCCUUCACAACACUUACCGCCAUCCCCGGCGUUCUCGAAUAUGGCGGUGCCGAAAUCCAGCUACUCGAUUUGCCGGGUAUCAUUGAGGGUGCUUCAGAAGGCAAGGGGCGCGGGCGACAGGUCAUCUCGGCGGCAAAGACCAGCGAUCUAAUUCUCAUGGUCCUCGACGCGACGAAGAGGGCCGAGCAAAGGGCAUUGCUAGAAGCUGAGUUGGAGGCAGUAGGCAUCCGGCUGAACCGCCAGCCACCCAGAAACAUCUAUCUCAAACCCAAAAAGGCUGGCGGCAUGAAGAUCACAUUCCAGUCCCCGCCCAAGGGCCUCGACGAGAAGAUGAUCAUGAGCAUCCUUCGGGAUUACAAGCUGCUCAACUGCGAGGUGCUGGUGCGCGACGAGAACUGCACGGUCGACGACCUGAUCGACGUCAUCAUGAAGGACCACCGCAAGUACAUCAACUGCCUGUACGUGUACAACAAGAUCGACAGCGUGUCGCUCGACUUCCUCGACAAGCUGGCGCGCGAGCCGCACACGGUGGUCAUGAGCUGCGAGCUGGACCUCGGCAUCCAGGACGUCAUCGACCGCUGCUGGAAGGAGCUCAACCUGAUCCGCAUCUACACCAAGCGCAAGGGCGUCGACCCGGACUGCAGCGAGGCGCUCAUCGUGCGGAGCAACAGCACCAUCGAGGACGUCUGUGACCGCAUCCACCGCACGCUCAAGGACACGUUCAAGUACGCCCUAGUCUGGGGCGCUAGCGCGAGGCAUAUCCCGCAGAGGGUGGGGCUGGGGCAUCCCGUGGCGGACGAGGAUGUAGUGUACAUAGUGAGCGGGUGGAAGGCGUAG